AUGCAAGCACAACCGCAAUACGCGCGUCUCAACGCGUACCACGGCCCAAAACGCAAGCUGCUCGGCAUCCAGGCCGCACAUGCGCCCCCCGCCUGGCGCGGGAGCGCCGCCGCCGGCAAGCGGCCAGCCGUGCCACCACCCCCGGAGAAGGGCAGCAAGAUUCUGCUGAGCCAGCUGCCCGUCGACGUCGGCGAGAAUGAGGUCGAGAUACUCUUCACAAAGACCGUGGGCCCUGUGAAGGAUGUCUUUAUCGUGUACAACUCGCAAGGCAAGUCCAAGGGCAUGGCCGUAGUUUCGUUCGCCCGCACUGCCGAUGCCGCCAUCGCGCGCGCAAAGUACAACAGCAAGAUCGUCGACGGCAGACGGCCAAUCAAGAUUGAGAUCGUCAAGGACGAGGACGAGGCCGCGCAGGCGCCGCCGAAGACACCCUCCUUGCUCGACCGCCUCGCGAAGCCGCCAACGGCGCCCGUACACGCAGCGCAAAAGGCUGCGCCACCAGCCAAACAGCCCCGGGCGCACCAAGCCCCGCGUGCGAAUGCUGCAAAACCACCACAACAACAACGACAGCAGCAGCAAGCGCCUGCCACGACGGCGAAGGCACGUCUGCGGCAGAAGAAGGGCCCGCGACGCCUCAAGAAGGCUGCUGCUGUUAAGAAGACGGCAGCCGAGCUCGACCAGGAGAUGGAAGAGUACCGUGCGAGCGCAGCUACGUGACGAGCCGUCCAAGACAAGGUUUACUUCGCCCCCUGGUCGCUGUUCACAGGCCCUUGAUCAUGAAUGCAGCAUGCUGUGUACCUAUCGUCUCUGUUUCGUUUCAUUGUCCCGGCUCAUCCCUCGUCGUCCCUGCUGUAUAAUAUGCUACAUCAUGCUCU
This is a messenger RNA of Postia placenta MAD-698-R-SB12, 872 nucleotides long. RefSeq lists its product as hypothetical. Gene Ontology annotation, biological process: mRNA export from nucleus. Gene Ontology annotation, cellular component: nucleus. Bases 1 to 714 code for a protein of 237 amino acids. Gene Ontology annotation, molecular function: mRNA binding. The record is from RefSeq and is a predicted model, not a curated record. NCBI's taxonomy places the organism in Eukaryota, Fungi, Basidiomycota, Agaricomycetes, Polyporales, Adustoporiaceae. The transcript has 4 exons.